CAUCAACACAUCGGAUGCCACGCCCCAUACUCUGGAGCCUCCUCGUCGUACUCCUCGUCGCUACCGUCGCGGCAGAGAGCCCGGUGACGCCGGCGCCCUCCGCCUGCAAAGCCUGCGCCGCGUCCGGGCAGUGCGACCGCGCGUACAACGCGUCGGCCGGCAAGUUUUGCGGCCUCAUCCCGGCUCCGGACCAAUACUGCUGCUGCAGUACCGAGCACAUGUGCCCGCCAGUCGGCUCCUCCGCGUGCACGUGUGCGCCUGGGCCGGCGCCCGACUCUUCGUUCACCAAGACCCGCCAAGUAUUCGUGCUCAUCUUCCUUGGCUUCCUUCUCUUCGGCUGCAUCUUGCUCUGCGAACGCCUCGGACUCCCGCCAAGCGGCCGCCGACAAGGCUACGUCAGCAUCGAGUCGGCGCAUUAUCCCGGCUAAGAAGCUCCAUCUUAACUUACUAUCUGCUAACAACUCGAAGCGUACGUUCCACCUGC
Molecule: messenger RNA, 484 nt
Organism: Saprolegnia parasitica CBS 223.65
Lineage: Eukaryota; Oomycota; Saprolegniomycetes; Saprolegniales; Saprolegniaceae
Exons: 1
Coding region: 15-428 (137 amino acids)
Source: RefSeq, a predicted model, not a curated record